Messenger RNA from Paracoccidioides brasiliensis Pb18, 471 nucleotides. RefSeq lists its product as uncharacterized. The record is from RefSeq and is a predicted model, not a curated record. The coding region runs from base 1 to 471 and encodes 156 amino acids. The transcript has a single exon.
AUGCCAGAAGUCCUGGAAGUUUCAAUAAUUAGACCAGGCCAUAUUGCCGCCAACAUCACCGCUCUCAAUACCACCCCUCCAAAUGAAUCAGAACCUCCACUUGAUGGGAACUGCGGAAUCUUGUAUCUUUCCCCUUGUCCAGCAGGAAAGCACCGUGACGGCUACAAUUAUCAAGGUGCCCUAAUCUCGAAAGAGGUCGCAAGAAGCGAAGGAGAUCGCGGAGAAGGAAACGAGGACUUCAAACUGGUAUGGUACAAGGCACAGUACGGGGAUAACCUGCGCAAUCGCUGCUUUGUGCGCUGGGAAGAGAAGGGCUUUGGCAGGCAGAACCUGGAUUUGGGUGUUGGUUCCGGUGUGGAUGAGGUGACAUGUCUCUUUUGUCGAGCGUGGUGGCAAGUGGUGGAGAUGACUGAAGAUGUAAUGGAUACAAAACGGAUGCAGUGUGAAGCUUGCAAGUUUCUGUUCCUGUGA